Messenger RNA from Xyrauchen texanus (razorback sucker), 9605 nucleotides. RefSeq names its product voltage-dependent T-type calcium channel subunit alpha-1H-like. Gene Ontology annotation, biological process: membrane depolarization during action potential; calcium ion transmembrane transport; sodium ion transmembrane transport. The record is from RefSeq and is a predicted model, not a curated record. The coding region runs from base 16 to 6105 and encodes 2029 amino acids. The transcript is spliced from 31 exons. Gene Ontology annotation, cellular component: voltage-gated calcium channel complex; neuron projection; voltage-gated sodium channel complex. Lineage: Eukaryota; Metazoa; Chordata; Actinopteri; Cypriniformes; Catostomidae. Gene Ontology annotation, molecular function: low voltage-gated calcium channel activity; voltage-gated sodium channel activity.
UUUGAGCGAGUCAGCAUGCUGGUGAUUCUGCUCAACUGCGUCACACUUGGCAUGUUCCAACCCUGCCAGGACCUGGAGUGCCACUCUGACAGGUGCAGCAUACUGCAGGCAUUUGAUGACUUCAUCUUUGCGUUCUUUGCUGUGGAGAUGGUGGUUAAAAUGGUGGCCUUAGGGGUGUUUGGACCGAAAUGUUACCUUGGCGACACCUGGAACUGCCUUGACCUCUUCAUUGUCAUGGCUGGGAUGUUGGAGUAUUCUUUAGAUGGCCAUAAUGUUAGUUUCUCAGCCAUCAGAAUCGUACGGGUUCUCCGUCCUUUACGAGCCAUCAACAGAGUUCCUAGUAUGCGUAUCCUGGUGACAUUGCUAUUGGAUACUUUACCGAUGCUUGGAAACGUUUUGCUGCUUUGUUUCUUUGUGUUCUUUAUCUUUGGGAUUGUUGGCGUCCAGCUGUGGGCGGGGCUUCUUCGGAAUCGAUGCUUUUUGGAUAACAAUUUUAGAAUGUUGUAUAAUGUCACAGAGUAUCUGAGUGAAUACUACAGAUUAGAAGAAUCUGAUGACGUCCCCUUUAUUUGCUCCACCACUCGGGAGAAUGGAAUACUGCACUGCUCGAACAUCCCACAGCGCAGAGUGGCAGGGGCUUAUUGUGAACUCACCGUUGAAAAUGUCACAGCUAAUUUUUUCAAAGCAUCCCCUCAUCAUGGUUGUGUGAACUGGAACAUGUAUUACAAUAACUGCAAAGCAAGUGAACACAAUCCACAUAAUGGGGCUAUCAACUUUGACAACAUCGGAUAUGCAUGGAUUGCUAUAUUUCAGGUUAUCACCUUGGAAGGAUGGGUGGAUAUCAUGUACUAUGUUAUGGAUGCACAUUCCUUUUACAACUUCAUCUAUUUCAUCUUUCUUAUCAUUGUAGGCUCCUUCUUCAUGAUCAACCUGUGCCUGGUUGUCAUAGCAACGCAGUUCUCUGAGACCAAACAACGUGAGAACCAGCUGAUGCAGGAGCAGCGGGCACGUUUUCGCAGUAACGAGUCCAUCCAGGCCGAACCAGGAUCCUGCUAUGAAGAAAUGCUGAAAUAUCUUGUUCAUGUCUGCCGUAAACUUUGCCGUUAUGCCGUUCGCAUCUACAGCGAAUUGUGUCCCCUGAGACAAAGGGGUGGGGCCAAUUUCAGCAAUCCCUCCCUGGCUGGAGGUGGGACUAAUGGAUAUUGGAUUGACAAUGGGACGAUGUCCCAAUGCUUUAUGCCACAUUAUCAUCCUACCCAUCAUCCUCACCAUUACAUCAGUAAUGGCUUUGAAAUGAAAACCCUUCAUCUCGAUAGAGAAACUCAGAAUUCUAAAAAGAACCCAUCACUCCCACUUGCACUACAUAAUUUAAAGGGUUUAAGGCGCAGUAUGAACUAUCCCACCAUUUUACCCUCCAAACUGUACAAAAAGUCGCACUCUCAUCUACAUACUACAGGAGGGGUCAAGACACCAGCCUUUCAUCAUGGGCCCUAUAGCAGGAAGAUCUCAGUUGUCAGUGGAUUUCAUGAUACUUACAAGUUGCAACAUGGUGUGUAUCCAGGCACAUGCUCAAGCGUGUGUCUGGACAGCAAGGCAGGGCAUGUAUCCUCUGAACUGUCUUCCUGCCCUGUUUGUGCCCAGGAAAGUGAUUGUGUUAAAUGUGACUCCAAUGGUGAAUCGGACCCAGAGAAACAGGGGCUGGAUUACAGUCCAGAACAGAGCAAAAGGAACCAGGACAUAGAAAAAAAAGCAUCUGAGAAUGAGAAUUGUGUGUGUAUGUGUCUUCAUUACGUCAGAACUGUGCUGAGACGGACUGUGGACAGCAAAUACUUCAACAGAGGAAUAAUGAUCGCAAUCCUUAUCAAUACACUCAGCAUGGGAGUGGAGUACCAUGAACAGCCGGAUGAGUUGACAGAUGUGCUCGAGAUCAGUAAUAUUGUCUUCACUAGUUUGUUUGCAUUGGAGAUGCUCCUCAAGCUUUCAGCCUGUGGUCUGUUCGACUACAUCAGCAACCCAUACAACAUAUUUGACGGUAUCAUUGUUAUCAUUAGUGUAUGGGAGAUCGUUGGACAAGCGGACGGAGGGUUUUCGGUUUUACGGACGUUCCGUCUGCUGAGGGUUCUGAAGCUGGUACGGUUCCUCCCUGCUCUGCGCAGGCAGCUGGUGGUGUUAAUGAAGACUAUGGACAAUGUGGCCACCUUCUGCAUGCUGCUGAUGCUCUUCAUCUUCAUCUUCAGUAUAUUGGGAAUGCAUCUGUUUGGAUGUAAGUUCACCCUGCGUUUGGAGAAUGGAGACACAGUCUCAGACAGAAAGAACUUUGACUCACUCCUCUGGGCCAUCGUCACUGUGUUUCAGAUCUUGACGCAGGAGGACUGGAAUGUGGUUCUGUAUAAUGGCAUGGCCUCCACUUCUGCCUGGGCGGCUUUGUACUUUGUAGCCCUGAUGACCUUUGGAAAUUAUGUCCUCUUUAACUUACUGGUUGCCAUCUUAGUAGAGGGCUUCCAGGCUGAGGGUGAUGCUAGCAGAUCAGACAGCGAUGAUGACAUGUCGUCUGAUUAUGGUGAUGAGGAAAAAUUGGGAGAACUUUUGAACUCAGAACUGAAAAUGCAGACGUUAAUGCCCAUCUCUAAUGGAUACCUGGAACCCCGGGCAUCCAUGCCACCUCACAUGACACACACACAACCCAAUGCCAUGACCAGAACUGAAGUGUCACACAUCUACAGCCAAUCACGUCGGAACAGCAACACCUCCACUGAGCCCCAUGACCAGAGAUCCCUGUCCAGCCUUUGGGGAAGCCGAUGCUCUAGUUGGAACAGUCUUGACAAUGCCCCCAGUCUGAUCAGACGUGCUCAGUCUGGAGAGCGUGAGUCGCUGCUGUCAGGGGCAGGACAGGAGAGCAUGGAUGACAACCAAUCAGAUGAUGGGAAAGCCAGCAGGACUGGCAGUCUGGGCAGAGUCUCAUAUCUCGGGUCGUUUGAUUUACCAGAGCUGCUGCAAGUUUCACGCCCAUAUUUGGAGUGUAAUGGCAGAUUACAUGGGGCUUAUCCGUCCUGUCCGAACAUUACACACCCUGAUCCAUCUACACAAGGGGUAGAGGAUGAAGACUCUGAGGAGAGUUGGUGUGUCAUUCUGAAGAGAGUGUUGGAGCCGUAUAAACCUCAGUGGUGUAGAGAUCAUGAGGAUUGGUCACUCUUCCUUUUUUCCCCUCAUAAUAAGUUCCGUGUGCGCUGUCAGAGGGUCAUCACUUAUAAGAUGUUUGAUCAUAUUGUCCUGUUCUUCAUCUUCCUCAACUGCAUCACAAUCGCUCUAGAGAGACCUGACAUCCAGCCUGAUAGCACGGAACGGAUUUUUCUUAAAGUGUCAAACUACAUCUUCACUUUGAUCUUUGUGGCAGAGAUGACUGUGAAGGUGGUUUCUCUUGGGCUGUAUACUGGUCCAGGCUCAUACCUGAAGAGCAGCUGGAAUGUUUUAGAUGGUCUGCUGGUGUUUGUGUCUUUAGUGGACAUCCUGGUCUCACUGGCCUCCUCCGGUGGGAACAGAAUCCUGGGAAUCUUACGUGUGCUUCGUCUGCUCAGAACACUAAGACCCUUGAGGGUCAUAAGCAGGGCCCCUGGACUAAAGCUGGUUGUUGAAACACUGAUCACAUCUCUUCGACCUAUUGGAAAUAUUGUGUUGAUCUGUUGCGCUUUCUUCAUUGUCUUUGGCAUUCUUGGAGUUCAGCUCUUUAAGGGGAAGUUUUAUCAUUGUGAAGGAUUUGACACUAGAAAUAUCGCCAAUAAAUCGGAGUGCCUGCAGGCGAACUACAGAUGGGUUCGCAGGAAGUACAACUUUGAUAACCUGGGUCAGGCUCUGAUGUCAUUAUUUGUCCUGUCUUCCAAAGACGGCUGGGUCAACAUCAUGUAUGAUGGCUUAGAUGCAGUGGCCGUGGACCAACAGCCCAUUAGGAAUCAUAAUCCCUGGAUGCUCCUGUACUUCAUCUCCUUCCUGCUGAUCGUCAGCUUCUUCGUACUGAACAUGUUUGUCGGUGUGGUGGUGGAGAACUUCCACAAGUGUAGACAAGACCAGGAGGAAGAGGAGGCCCGACGGAGAGAGGAGAAGAGACAGAAACGCAUGGAGAAGAAACGCAGGAAGGCCCAGCAGAGGCCGUACUAUGCUGACUACUCUCCUGCAAGACUCUACAUUCACACACUCUGCACAAGUCAUUAUUUGGACCUCUUCAUCACCAUCAUCAUCGCUAUUAAUGUACUCACAAUGUCUAUGGAGCACUACAGACAGCCCAAGUAUCUGGAUGAGGUGCUGAAGUACUGUAACUAUUUUUUCACACUGGUAUUUGUGAUUGAGGCUGCACUGAAACUGGUCGCCUUUGGCUUUAGGAGAUUUUUCAAAGAAAGGUGGAAUCAGUUAGACCUGGCCAUAGUCCUUCUUUCUAUCAUGGGAAUUACACUAGAGGAGAUCGACCUGAAUGCCUCUCUACCAAUCAACCCAACCAUCAUACGCAUCAUGAGGGUUCUGCGCAUUGCCAGAGUGUUGAAGUUGUUGAAGAUGGCCACAGGAAUGAGAUCUCUUCUGGAUACAGUUGUUCAAGCCUUACCACAGGUUGGUAAUUUGGGUCUGCUCUUCAUGCUGCUGUUUUUCAUCUAUGCCGCACUGGGAGUCGAACUCUUUGGAAAACUUGAAUGUACUGAGGAGAACCCAUGUGAGGGUUUGAGUAGACACGCUACGUUUCAGAACUUCGGCAUGGCAUUCCUCACUCUGUUCCGUGUUUCCACCGGCGACAACUGGAAUGGGAUCAUGAAGGAUACCCUACGGGAAUGUAAAAAUGUUGACAAAUGUCUGAGUUACCUGCCGCUUUUGUCACCUCUAUAUUUUGUGACUUUUGUGCUGGUGGCUCAAUUCGUGCUGGUUAACGUUGUGGUCGCAGUACUUAUGAAACAUUUAGAGGAGAGCAACAAAGAUGCCCGUGAGGAGGCGGAGAUGGAGGCAGAGCUACAGGAGGAGCUACAGGGCAGUCAUAGACGAAGCACCGCCACUAUGAGUGGAGCCGCUGGGCUUGAGGACACAGCUGUGAAAUUGGAGACACUCUCACAUGAGCAGGCAGCAAUAAAGUGUGACUCCAUUGAUUCCUCCCACCUGGGCUCCAAAGACAGCUUACAUGUUCCAAGUCAGCUGUGCUCCAGUGAUAGCCUUCAUCUUCAAGUACCCAGCAUUCCCCUGAUGGGCAGAUCUGCUCCCUGUUCUCCCCAAAUGUCCCCUCCACCCCUUUGCAAUCGGACAGCAAGUGUACGAACAAAUAAUAAUGUGUACAGCCAACGCAGCAUACCGUGUCGACAGACUUUACAUAGAACACCAUCAAUUAAAACGCACAAACGAUUGCAUGCAAAUGCACAAAUAAACCUACUGAACUCAGAAUGCCCUGACGAUGAGGUUCAAUAUGAUACAAAUUUGCAGCAUGUGGGGAGGGGGGAUACACAGAACUCAGGACAGCUCUAUAGUGGGACAGUCCAUCAACAAGAUAGCAGCGGUCAUAGAAUACAGAAGUACAACAGCAUGGAAAAUAAUGGUCUCCUGUCCAAAUUCAGCAUGCCUCUACAUCACUCAACACAUGGGGAGGAGCUAAUGCUUCAACAGCAGCCAAUGAAAUCAUCCACAUUAUUUCCUGGACCUUCUCUUAUCCCCAAGAAGAAGAAAAUGAGUCCACCAUGCAUAUCCAUUAACCCUCCCUCUGAUGUUGAGUUUUCAUCUUCAAUGGUCCACCAGAAACGCAGUACAGUCCUACGAAGACGGACGCCCUCGUUUGACUCUGCACUUCCACGUGAGUCGUUAGAUCUUCCUGAUGCGCUGUCACUCUCAGAGGCCCUCCCACAGGAUCAACCUCUUUUGUCAAGUCGUUUGCCCCUCCCACAAUUCUCUUUUGAUCAAUCAGAUGUAAGUUCUCUGAGCAGUCUGUCAGAACUGCUUUCGGAUAGUGACCAAUCGAUGCAAUCAUUCCCUCAAUCAGGGUUGGUAGGAACCACGAGAGAUGUUGCUCAGAGUCCACUCAGGAAGAAGGUUUUGGUCCGAAUGGCCAGCACUAGGGAUCCAGGAAAUGAGGAUUCGGAUGCCUAACUUAAAGACACUUCUGCCUCUUUGCAAAGCAUUUUAAUUACGGGAAGAGGUGGUUUUAUCACAAGUAUGCAAUGUGUUUCUGAUGGAACUUAUCUGUUUUUUGCCUGAUCAUAUUGAUUAGGUUUUUUUUUUUACUUUAAUAAGUAUUCAUUACACAUAUUAAUAUUGUGAAGUUUGAUUUGAUAUCAAUCCUCUUUGAAUUCCGAGUACAUAUGAAAAUCAAUCACAAAACCUGGUUGAAAUCAUGACGUUCACUGCGGCCCAAAAAAAGUGCACUAUUGGACACAUUAGUCACACUUAAAAUAUAUGAAGACCGUUGCAUUAAAAGUUUGAAAGCCAAAAAUGUUCUAAAUUGUUUUGUAUUCAUUUUCAACCAUUUAUCUUUGGUUUUAUCAUUUUAAAUCUACACUAUGUAACUUAUUGUCCUCUAGCAGUUCGCGGAGGAAUACUGUUUUGGUAAUUAUGUGAACAGGGCUCUAGCUCUUCUCUUCUGCAUGGAUGAAUGUGAUGGUUUGAGUAGUACUGGUGUAACCAUGGUUACAGGGGAUUAUCUUAUCAGAGUGAAUAUCACUAAUGACAUAAGACAUAAUAAUUAAUAACGAAAGGAAGAAAAAGACUGAUAUCCGAAAAUAUGUCUUCUGAGCCGGUAAGCAGCAUAUCUCUUCCAUUGAUGUUUUGACUUAUUAAAAACAAAAGCUAGGCAACAAUAACAUUAGACAACGAUUGCUAGUUAUAUCAGAUAAAGUUAAAUGGUGGAAACUAUUAUAAAUUACCUAGCUGGCAAAUAGGCCAAUGUAGUAACUGGUGUAGAGAUUGGCCUUUCUCAAAUAUGAAAUUGAAAGCACUGCAGUUCCACAAUCCUUAAUAAAAUGCCCCAUUAGAGUGGCUAAUGCUAUUUAAAGAACUACCUCACUAAGAGAGCUAGCUGGCUAACUAUCGGUCCAAUAUAAUAUCUUACCUGUCGAGAAAUCCUUUAAGAUCUUGGAGUUGUAACCACUUCUGAAAUGCCAAGCAUAUGUUGAUUCGUGUUUAAAUAUUAUGGGCUCUGUCGCUUUUCCUUUUUGCUUGCAGACUCUUCUCGUAGACUCUUUUCCUUUUAAAAUAAAACGGUUUUGAAUUUGUUGUGGGCCCCCUGGACCUUUGGGCCCCUAGAAUCAUUACCAGCUGUCACCGCUCUAGCUAUGGCCCUGACUACUGCACAUAUACAUGCUCGGUAGUAACUCUGGACCUCCUUUUUUUAUUUACGGACAUGGCGUAAACACUCACAGAUUAAUGAUGGAAGUUUUCAAAUUCCCGCCAAAUCCGUCCCGACAGCUCUAAAAUAUAAAUAAUUAUUAUAGGCUUACUAUAGUGAAUCAGAGUAAGGCAAAUGCAUAGUGUAGAAGACUGAGUGCUGAUGCACUUGCUCAUUAAUACAAUUUUGUUCAUUUCUUUCAACAAAAUCUUACAUAGAGUAGCUUUAACAAGUGUUUGUACUAUCUUUAUUAAAAUGUUUUAAAUUGUGUUAUACAAUGUAAAGACUUUCAUUUAUUUUAAGUGUAGCCAAAUAAUCCAAACACCUUUUGAGGCUACUGUACUUAUUCCUCAUCAGAUAGUGUUUUUACAUAGCAGGAGUCCUGUAGUUUUCAUCUUCAGAUUGUUGUGAUGUAUGUCAUACUGCCCUGUACUGUACAGUAUGUCAUAUAAUUGAUUCACCUUAAAGUCAUACUUGUAACACCCUAAUGUCUUACAUAGUAUAUUUAAAUCUGCUGAAACAUAUGCAUGGGAAUAAUGCAGAUUUUGUAGCUGAAUGAAUGAAAUGAUUAUUGUAUAUAAAGUGUGGCAUAUAAUAUUUUUCUAUAGGGUUAGAGUUUUACAGUACAGUAUGCAUUGUUGGCCUUCAUGAAGGAACUGUGGAGGAAAAUAAAAUAAAUUAAGCUCCAUCAAAAACACCUCAGUUUGUAAAAUCAAACAAAUAUUGUGUCUACAGUAAGUUCAAUAGAAAUCUAUGGGUCAAGGCAUGGUAACAAGAUAGAUGUUAACAUACACUGUUGAAAGUAUAACAGAAAGACUUAAGCAUUAUACAGUACAUGUUCACAUAAGACACAUGUUAAAAUUGCUGACUAACGUCUGUGCAAAGUUACAAAACAAAUGUCAACUCCUGUAUUAUACUGUAUUAUACUGUAUAUUAGCAAAAAUAUAGGCUUUAUAUUUCUGUUUUUACACCCUACACAAGGCUUUGCCACAUAGACUUACAUUAUAUGUGUAUUACCGCAAACAGCGUUUUGUUUGAUUAUUUACAAACUGAGUGACAAUUCAAAAUAAUUUUCUGUGUUAAAUGAAAAUGUAGAACCAAACAUUAAUGAUUAACAUUUCUCCUUUUUAUUCUUUCUUAAAUUCCUUUCUCCUUUUUAAUUCGUUCUUUAAUUCCUUUCACCUUUUUUAUUAGGGUAAUUCUUUACUCCCUGUCUUCUUUUUUCUUCCUUUUUUCCUUCCUCCUUUUCUCUUUUUAUUUUUUCUUCUCUUCCUUUCUUUUUUCCUCCUUCCUUCUUUGUGAUGGCCUCUUUUAACCCUGGCUCAAGCAAUUAGAACAUUAACCCAGAGUUUCAAAAUGUACAGUGUGAAAUCUAAAAACCUGACUACCCAGUUUUAAUUACUACUCAAUUAUGCAGACUGAAAUAUAAACAGUGAUAUACGUCGAACAAGAUAACCCAGGAUUACGUUAACCUAGGGUUAAAAAAUGUGUGUGAAAAGCCCUUUCAGUAAACAUAAGUAAUUUAUUGUAUUUUACUCAUUCACAUACACAUGAUUCUCCACACCCCUAUGUCUCUAUCAUUAAGAAAAUGUAUUUGCUCAUGAAUUAGAGUGUGAUGGGAGGCUUUUUGGAAAACCAAGGGCUGCUAAAUAAUUUAAAAGUGUGUUACUGUAUGUAUGUAGUGUGAGAGUGUGAUGAAAUGUCUAAUAGGUAUAAUUGGGGGGAGGGGGAUAUAUUUCUAUCAGAUCCGGCCCUGAUGAAAAUAUACAUAAAAUGUGUAUAGAAUGGAAAGAUGCUAAUUUGUAUGUACUGCUUUUCAUGCUGUGUUCAUUUUAUGUUAGAUUAUAGUCUAUCUACUGUAAUAGUCAAACAGUCUAUUGUAUUUGUAUAUUUAUUGCUUAAAAAAGGAAUGGGCCACCAAUUUGUACCCUAUUUGUGGAAUAUGGCAUCUUAUAAAUGUCACUUGGAAUCAUCUUAGCACAAAUCUGCAAGCUUUUUUGCUUAAUCAUAACUUUUGUGUGAUUACCUGGUAUUAUUAGCAUGUGUGUCAACCAGACUAUAUAUAUCCCUGAUUUUUUUUAUAUUACAUUGUAGUUAUAUUAUGCAUACAGUGAAUAAAGCACAUUUAGGAUACACUGUAAUAAAUCUGGGUUUCACCUUUGAGAAUAAACUGCAAAUUCAUUACACCUCACCUGUUUUAUCCUAAACAUUUGAAAACUUCACAGUUGUUGUGAAGGGCUCUUAUGGUACAAUGUUUGGGAUUAUG